AUGAGGCCGCUCACGGACGUCGAGACGCAGACCCUUUUCACGAAGCUCGCCAACUACACGGGCCGCUCGCUCACGCAGCUGAUAGCGCCCGAGGGCGACUCGUCCGGCAACGACACCACCAGCAACGAUCGCAGCGUCUUCCGCUUGCACGAGUCUCGAGUCUACUACGUGCGGCUCUCACUCGCGAACCUGGCGACGUCCAUCGCGCGCGACAACCUCCUCUCCCUCGGCACCUGCGUGGGCAAAUUCACCAAAACUGGCAAAUUCCGCCUGCACAUCACGGCGCUCGAUGUGAUCGCCCCACACGCCCGCUACAAGCUGUGGGUGAAGCCCAACGGCGAGAUGCCAUUCCUGUAUGGCGGCAACGUCGUCAAGGCCCACGUCGGGAGAUGGAGCGAAGACUGUCCCGAGCAUUCGGGCAUCGUUAUCUUGGCCAUGGACGAUACGCCGCUGGGGUUCGGGGUUACCGCGAGAUCGACCGCUGAGGCGAGAAAGUUGGAUCCUACGUCUGUGGUCGCCUUCAGGCAGGGCGACGUCGGCGAGUAUCUGAGAGAAGAAGAUACUCUGUUCACCACCUGA
This is a messenger RNA of Exophiala aquamarina CBS 119918, 579 nucleotides long. RefSeq names its product 60S ribosome subunit biogenesis protein nip7. Gene Ontology annotation, molecular function: RNA binding. Lineage: Eukaryota; Fungi; Ascomycota; Eurotiomycetes; Chaetothyriales; Herpotrichiellaceae. Gene Ontology annotation, biological process: ribosome assembly; ribosomal large subunit biogenesis. The transcript has a single exon. The record is from RefSeq and is a predicted model, not a curated record. Gene Ontology annotation, cellular component: nucleus; nucleolus; preribosome, large subunit precursor. Bases 1 to 579 code for a protein of 192 amino acids.